CCGUUUCCGCUUGGUUUGUGGGAAUCACCAUAGCGAUUGUUUCAACAAAACCGGAAAGCGGAUAUAUUUUUGGAAAUAAAUUGAAAUCUAGAUCAGUUUACCAAUGUAGUUGAAUUAAAUAAACUGAUUAGGUGUAGACUGAUAUUUGCGGUGCAAAGACAAACGCAACUGUAAAUGUAAAUCUGUUGAUAGGAGAGUAGCAAACAGCUUUGGUUUUGGUUCUUCAAAAUAAUAAACAGCCAAAAUGGGUGAAAAAGGUGGAAAAGCCGACAUGGACAGAGUGGGUUUAUUCCAAGAAAUGGGAUAUGUAACCAUAAAUGAUAAAUAUAAGAGGCCAGGACAUGUUCAGUUCAAUGAAACAGCAACAAAGGGGAAACAGAUGCUGCCAGGCGGCAGCAAAACACGAUCAGCAUUACAGACAGGCUAUUUUCAAGAUAAAUUUGGCAGAAUCCUGGAAGGAGAAGCAUUCAGUGAUCCCAUCAAAAUACGAAGACAAUCCAGAUUAAAAGAAGCACAGAAAAAUAUUGGAAAAGCAUUUUUACCUAGUAGUGGAGAAAAACAAAUGUCAGGGCUUGGAAAUCACUAUGGAACUCUGAGCGGUCCAAUUUCAGCCUUUAGCCCUGUGAGUAAAGCUGGAAAGGACAAGAAAGCUUCUGGUAAAAAUGUUAUAACAAAUCCUGGUAAAAGAGGAACAGGCUUUGGCUAUGUAGCAGUGACCAUAGGAAAGUACCCCCAAUAUCAGGGUGACUCCUAUGAUAUGCACAGAGAAUUAAAUAGGAAAGAAAUAGCUUCACACAAAAAUGCAACUAAAGGAGGGGCAUUCAAACUCAACAUGCAUCCAAGAGCGUAUUUUGAUGUAAACCCAUACAAUUCAGACAAGUUACCAAAGCGCAGUUCUUCUGCUGGCAUAGCUUCAAGAAAAGAUGACUCUAAACCAUUCAAGCCUAGUUCUCCUGGUAAAAAGCCUGGAGGUGCAAAGAUUGGUACUUUUGAUCCUUACCCAAGUCACUCAGCAGAUCCUUACAAGGUGAAGGUCGUCCGUUCAGUCAAUAUAGUGAACAAAAGCGGAAAGACUUUUAUGCCAUCCCAGGGACCAAAGAGCAAGCCAAUGACGUCUAUAAUCAACCAAAAUGUUAUGAAACACCAGGCCGAUAUUUUAAAAGCUGUGCAAGCAAAAGCCCUGACAGGUCGAGUAUGAGAGAGUUAAGGGAGUGUGAAUCCAACCAACUACAGAUCAAUCACCUGUUUAACCUUCUAACGAUGCAAGACAACCUAGUUUAUGUUCUAAUUGACACUAUGUGCAUUCAUCAAUGCAGUUGUUUUAAACGUGCAAGUGACAGGAGUUUGUUUGUACCAUAUGACUUUCAUUUCUCUGUCCCUGCUGAAUAUAUUUACCAUCCUUAUAUUUUCUUAUCAAAAUAAAUUAUACUGUAUACCAAAUUUCAGCAUUUGUGUGGAUAUAUUGUAAAAACUGCAUUGAGAAAGGUCAGAAUGUCAGAAACUCAAGCAAGGGGGUAUUUUUAUAUUUUGGUGUAGUUUUAAUGACACCAAAAUAAAGUGAAUUUUUUGCUGUUCAAGUUCUGAUGUGGAUUAUUUAUGAUUAAGAAAUCCUAAUACUUCAUAUCCAGGUAACCAUAGCAACAGUUCAAAUUAGAAUGUUAUUGAAGUUAUUAGUCUGUCUCUGACAUACAGGACAUGAUGUCUGUGGUGCAUAAUUUAUUUAACGUACCCAUUUUUACUUAAUAUGUCUAUAUCCUAUAUAUACAUAAAAUCUAUGAAAAUAAACUUUGUAACAAUAUAUGAGCCGUGCCAUGGGAAAACCAACAUAGUGGGUGUGCGACCAGCAUGGAUCCAGACUGGCCUGCGCAUCCGCGCAGUCUGGUCAGGAUCCAUGCUGUUCGCUAACAGUUUCUCCAAUUCCAAUAGGCUUUAAAAGCGAACAGCAUGGAGCCUGACCAGACUGCGCGGAUGCGCAGGCUGGUCUGGAUCCAUGCUGGUCGCACACCCACUAUGUUGGUUUUCCCAUGGCACGGCUCAUAUUUAUAAAUUGUAUUCAACAGUAUUACAUGAACCAAGAAUAUGCAAGAAAAAAAAAUUAUACUCUAUAAUCUGCUUAACAUUUAUAGAAAUCUGCACUGCCACAGAGUCCUACAUUUAUGAGAAAAACUGUACAUAUUUCUGUAUAUUAAUAUUGUGCUGUACAAUAAAUUGCUGUUUGACAAAUUACUCAGAAAUAUCCUCCAUUUAUGCAGUUAUGCACAGCUGUCCAGUAAAACCAGUCAGUUCUUGAAAAUGACACAAAUUAUUUUUUUAAAGUCUGUUGUUGCCAUAUGGAAUAGAAGCUUUUGUUACGGGACUUUUGAGUAUUUUAAACUGCAUUAGUAGCUUUAUUUCAUCCAAUGUCCAUUUAUUAGUAUAGAUAGGUAAAUUACACUGUAACAUCUAGAUUCAUAGGUUUAUUAUUAUGUUUGAUUUGAUUUGUUCGGAUGUAUAUUUCUCUCUGACAGUUCUUUCACACACCUGUUGGUCAAUGAAGAACUGAAUAUCAAUUUCAGCAUGUGUAAUUGUGCAUCCUUUCCAAUGAAAAGUGAAAAAUACAUAAUUCCUGGAAUUUUGACUCUUGUUAAUAUGGAAUAAUAUCUACCUAUUACAAAAGGCAGAAAUCCGACAUGGACAUUUAUAAAUUAGCUGGAAUAUUUUGGAGAGGUUAAUUUGUAAAUGAAGACUGAAAAUGGGUGAAUAUAGCCAAUUUUUUAAACUGAAAACCAAGUAAUAUAUAUACUGUCAAUAUACUUCAGACAAAUGCAGCAACUAAGUCUUUUGCUAAGCUCAAUGCUUUCGGGGAUCCUAUUUUAAAAACAAAAAAGAUUUUCAAAUUGAUAUUUUGUCAAAGUAUUUUGGAAUCCUAGACUAGAUGGGAAGUAAACUGGCACUGUAAGAGAAGAAUAUAUUCAGUCUGAACCAACUCAUCAGAAGCUAAGGCUGUGAUCCACAUUUUUAUUUUAUGUAAAUUUUAUUUCUUUUGUUACAUUAUUUUAUGUUUUCUUUGUCACAAAAUUAUAUAUAUUUUUGUGUAUAUGUACUUAGAUCUUCUUCCAAUAUGUACUUAGAUCUUCUUCCAUAGAGUGAGUGACAGGCAGACACAACUUUGUCAAUAAACCAUCAUAAUAAAAUCAAGGUGUUAUAGCCCCAAAUUGUAAGCUAUAUUACAUUUUUUAUGCAUUUAUAAUUCUUAAACAUUCCAUCUGGAGCACAUUUGAAUAUGAUACCAGUAUUGUAGAUGGGAUGAUAUUCAUGAUGGUGUUCUUCCGCAAAUAUUUUGAAAACAGAGCAACUAGGAAAUUUUAAACAAUAAAACCCCAAGAAGUAUAACCAGCUCUGAUGCAAGAAUUCUUAACAAAGCAAAUAUUGCUGGUGUCUAUCAAAUCACCAUAUCAAAUUAAUGUGAGAUAUAACCAGUCAAUAGUUCAAGUAAGUAUGAGAUCAAAAUCUAAAUGUUUCCAUGGUUAUAAAAUUUCUAAAUUGUAAUUUAAAAUGAUUUAUCAAGAACAAAAACUGCACUUUUGAAGAACGAAAUUUAAUAAAUAAUUUUAAAUGUUUUAAAGUUGAUUUAUUGCAGAAAAUAAAUGCUGGUUAUUUGAAACCACAGGUAGGUAAUGCUGUUUUGUAAUAAACAAGUGUAAAGUUUUCGAAAAAUGUAUAAAAUAACUGUUCUACAAAAAUGUUAAUUAUUAAUUGUUAAGAUUUAACCAGUUAUCGAAUGUCUUUCUGUAUAGUUGAAAGUUAACAUCAUUUAUUGUAUUGUUAUAUAGUUUUCAUUGUAAAUUCAUUGUUAUACUAUAUACCUCUUGCAUGCAUGUAUUUUAUGUCUAUAAUUGCUUAUAUAAGACAAUAUUUAGUUGGCCUUUACCCAUUAUUGUUAGCCUUAAUAAAAACGUGUCUUAAAAUUAUCAUUGCAAAUUGACGGUAACUUACAUUUUUAAAAUACCAUAUAUUUAUGCUGCAUCAGAUAUUGAUCUUUUGUUAAAUUGUUGCCUUAGAUAAUGUAAUGUACAUGAAGUAUGAAAGUGAUAAAUUGGGAUUGAUUUACAAUGCUUUUAUUUUAACUAAUAUUCAUAUAAAGAGCAAGAAGUGAAUUUAAAACAAUCAUGAAUAUUCAGCAGGAUUAUUGCAAGAAGAACAAACCCUAAGAAGCGUGAGUUUGUAGUAACACAAACUUAAAUUGAUGCAAUGCCUAAAUUAAUGUAGUGUACCAGGUAGGUUGUUUUCUUGGAAUGCCAUAAAAUAUAUUUGAUUUUUACAAAUAGUUGUCUUGACCUUCUAUAUUUAUAAUAUCAUCAGUCCUUGUAUUAUGUAGGAAAACUGUUGGUGAUGAAAAAUAUAAAUCAUUUUUGAUAGAUUUCUUGUUAUAAGGAAGAACAACCAUUUUCUACAUUCCAAAACAUUUUUAUUCUAGAGUGACAUAUUUUUGUACAACAGCAUUAUUUGUAUUCAUAUUUUAAUGACAACAUGUAUCUUAUGUGCAUUUUUGUAAUGAAGAACUAAAAAAUGCCUCAGUGUAACAUAUUUGGUUUGUAUGUAAACCAUUAUUCUGAUAUUUAUUAAGGUAGCCUUACAAUGCUGUCUGGCUUGAAAAGAUUUUGUUUCAUUAUUAAAUCUAUAUUUACAGUCCUUUCCAUUGGCCUAGAUGUAGUCACAUGAUCAAUGAUAAAAAAUUUGUAUUGACUUGAAGGCGGAGCCAAAAACACAUACUAACCUCCCACAGACAUUGUACACAAUUUACCACGAAAAAUGACCAAAGCCUGUAGAUAUUUGUAUUUAAUGUUUAUACUUAUGAGUAGGCUGGAUUUAAUAAUAAAACAAUUGUUGCCUUUUAAGUUCUGUUGAUAUGUGUCCCUCGGUCGAUAUCGCUUUUAUCAGGUCGAUAUAUCCACAUAUUGACUUCACCAAAAGGCAAUAAUUGUAUAUUAAUUGAAAUGGAUAAUUGUUAUUUAAAAUGAAUUUUUAGGUCCUCGAGUAAUAGAAUUGUUAAAUGUGGCUUUACAUGUAUGUGAUAAUGUUAUAUAAAACUGCUGAUACCUGUAUACCUGAAAAUAAUUUAUAUAUUACAUAAUUUUGUAAAUGAGAUAAUUUUUGUAUAAAACAGGUGAUAUUUUGCUGUUGUUUGUGUAUAAUUGAUGUAUAACUGUAUUUCACAGCAUUGUAUGUUUGCCAAAUUAAAUAGAAUUGCACAAAAUAUUUAAUAUUUCAUUCACACAUUUUUUUUUGAUCACUGAACAGUUUUUUGACUCAAUAAAUAAGCUUUUCUCCUUAAAAAUAAUAUUAUCUUCAUUAAAAAAAACAUUUUGUGCUAAGCUGAGGCAAUAAAUAAUUUCUGUUAAACAGAAGUUUUAUACACACGACUUGUCCUUUGAUUAAGUCUGCUGCUGUUGUUGCACACCUUUUACUGCUGAUGUUAAUGACAAUGUUGCUGUCUUUCCCAAUGUUCUCCAAACCAGAUACUAUAUUGUUUAUGCAUCUUAAAAAGUCAACUGAAAAUGUAUCAUAUACUACAUGGUUCACAUUUGAUGAAACUGCCUUGUUGGCAUUUUUUGUGUGUGAAUUUUUGUACUUACUUAAGAAAUAUUAAAGGGUGAAGUCUUCACCAUUGGAAUUGA
This is a messenger RNA of Mercenaria mercenaria, 5657 nucleotides long. Its product is annotated as UPF0602 protein C4orf47 homolog. The record is from RefSeq and is a predicted model, not a curated record. Gene Ontology annotation, cellular component: centrosome. The transcript has 8 exons. The coding region runs from base 245 to 1198 and encodes 317 amino acids. Lineage: Eukaryota; Metazoa; Mollusca; Bivalvia; Venerida; Veneridae.